Molecule: messenger RNA, 1742 nt
Organism: Orcinus orca (killer whale)
Lineage: Eukaryota; Metazoa; Chordata; Mammalia; Artiodactyla; Delphinidae
Gene: GJA4
Product: gap junction protein alpha 4
Exons: 3
Coding region: 250-1251 (333 amino acids)
Biological process (GO): cell communication
Cellular component (GO): connexin complex
Source: RefSeq, a predicted model, not a curated record
CGCCGUCCAGCAGGCAGGGCUCCCACGGGCGCCGCUCCGGCCGACGCGCGUCCCCACUGCCACCUGGGCCGCCGGCAGGCAGGCGGCUCAGGAGCCUCACCUUGAUCCAGACCUCCUUCGGCUGUGGUCACCCUGGGACUGCAGCUGGGAACAAGAGGGACACAGAUGUGACUAGACAGGGACCCAAGCUGUACCCUUGCCAGAGCUUAGCAGUCAUCAGCCAGAGAUCUGGGCGGAGGCCCAGGAGCCAUGGGUGACUGGGGCUUCCUUGAGAAGCUGCUGGACCAGGUCCAGGAGCACUCGACCGUGGUGGGCAAGAUCUGGCUGACGGUCCUUUUCAUCUUCCGCAUCCUCAUCCUGGGCCUGGCUGGCGAGUCAGUGUGGGGCGACGAGCAGUCGGAUUUCGAGUGUAACACGGCCCAGCCAGGCUGCACCAACGUCUGCUACGACCAGGCCUUCCCCAUUUCCCACAUCCGCUACUGGGUGCUGCAGUUCCUCUUCGUCAGCACGCCCACCCUGGUCUACCUGGGCCAUGUCAUUUACCUGUCUCGGCGCGAGGAGCGGCUGCGGCAGAAAGAAGGGGAGCUGCGGGCACUGCCGGCCAAGGACCCACGCGUGGAGCGUGCACUGGCAGCCAUAGAGCGACAGAUGGCCAAGAUCUCGGUGGCGGAGGACGGUCACCUGCGGAUCCGUGGGGCGCUGAUGGGCACCUAUGUGGCCAGCGUGCUCUGCAAGAGUGUGCUGGAGGCAGGCUUCCUGUACGGCCAGUGGCGUCUCUAUGGCUGGACCAUGGAGCCUGUGUUCGUGUGCCAGCGCUCACCCUGCCCCUACCUCGUAGACUGCUUUGUCUCACGCCCCACGGAGAAGACUAUCUUCAUCAUCUUCAUGCUGGUGGUUGGACUCAUCUCCCUGGUGCUCAACCUGCUGGAGCUGGCGUACCUGCUGUGCCGCUGCCUCAACCGGGGGAUGAGGGCCCGGCAGAGCCAGGACACGCCCCCAGCCCAGGGCACCUCCUCGGAGCCUUAUGCUGACCAGGUCUUCUUCUACCUCCCCAUGGGUGAGGGGCCCUCAUCCCCGCCAUGCCCCACGUACAAUGGGCUCUCGUCCAGUGAGCAGAACUGGGCCAACCUGACUACGGAGGAGAGGCUGGCUUCUUCCAGACCCCCCCUCUUCCUGGACCCGCCCCCCCAGAGUGGCCGGAAAUCCCCCAGUCGCCCCAGCAGCUCUGCUUCCAAGAAACAGUAUGUAUAAGAGCCUGGGAAGUCUUGCUGCCUUCAGUGCAAGACUCUGCAGAGAUGACUGGGGCUGGGGAAGCAGGUGCUUGCUGGCCAGAAGGCCUCACUGCAUGUUGUUCUUGAACACCUGGGGCCUUCCUGGUGACCAGAGGGCACCAUAGUUUCCCCUCCAGAAUGUGGCUUUGUCCCAGGCACAGACAGAGGCAGCUUGGGGUGCUCUUGGCCAAGGGUGUUUGGGCCCUGUGGUCUUUUUCACCGUGUUCAAAGGGCCUCGGAGACAACUUCCUCCACCCCCACCCCCUGGAAGAUUCACCUCUGCCCAGGUUGUCCACACACCCUGUCCUCACAGAAAAAGGCUGGUCGAGGCUGCUGGGUCAGCCUUGAUCCCACACACAGACAGAGCCUGUGCUGGAUCUGGCCCUGUCAAGGGGACUGGGGUCUUGUUCUCAUCACUCCUUCCUAGUUCUGCUGUUUAUCCUUCUAAAAUAAACAGGACUUGACCACAAG